GCCGAUUUUGCUGCGCUGCAUGUCAACCUGUAACCUGUGACCAACAAGCAUCCAGCUACCAGCAGUCAGCUCGUACCUAUUACCUGACAGGACGCUUUCUUUUUACCCCGUCAUACCUACCUACAUACCUACAUACAUCCUUCUCCAUCGCAUUGCAACGACGGAUUGCGACUCUGCAUUUCACUCCUCAACAACCCACCCAGCGACUCGAAUCCGAUCGUCGCUACUCCAGGAACACGCAACAUCUUCAAUCACAAGUCAAACACAUUCCAGCAGGGCGAAUCCAGCCCAGACAUACCCCGCGCCCAUGGACUCUUAUGGAGUCAGGAGGAAGGACACCACAAAGGGACCGCCCCUCCGUGUCCUGUCGCUAGGUAAGCGCCCGCUCAUUUUAUUGCGAGCCUCGAAAUGUCGGCUGAAGCCCUUGUUAACUUGCCCUGCCAGAUGGAGGAGGUGUCCGCGGCUACUCCAUCUUCAUCAUCAUCCAGGAGUUGAUGCACCGAACCUUUGUCGAAACCGAAGGCCGCGCUCCCCGCCGACACGAGAUCCCCAAGCCAUGCGAACACUUCGACCUCAUCGUGGGCACCGGCACCGGCGGUCUGAUCGCCCUCAUGCUCGGUCGCCUGCGCCUGGACAUCGAGACUUGCAAGGAGCUCUACGUCCGCCUCACCCGCAUGGUGUUUGAGACGGACAAGACCAUCGCCGGUAUUCCCUACCGAUCCACCCUGUUCAAGGCCAGCAAGCUUGAGGAGGCCAUCAAGCAGUGUGUCCAGGAACACACUGCCAACGACAAGGAGGGCAACGACGGGUCCGAGCCUGAUCUCUUCAGCCCCCUCAACCCCGCCCUCUAUUCGAGCGCCGCGCCAAGGCGCCAUGCCAGCAACGCCAGUGUCGUCAGCUUCAGCGCUCGCAGCCCUGCCGCCCAAAUGUCCCGCCCGUCCAUGAGCUCGAGGCAUGGCGACCCCAACGCCAGGUUGUACGACUCCCGAGAGAACCGCACCAAGACCGCUGUCACUGCUGUGUACAAGGGAUCUCCUCGAGGCUCGCCGCCCGCCGUUCUCCGAUCCUACGACUCCCGACGCGAGCCACCCCCCGAAUUCGACUGCAAGAUUUGGCAGGCUGGUCGCGCAACCUGCGCGAUUGGCCUCGCUUUCAAGCCCAUUCAGAUCGGUCAGUCGGUCUUCCAUGACGAUGGUGUCGGCACUUUCAACCCCAGUCCCGAAGCCUUGGACGAGGCCGUGGUGAAUGAGUGGCCGGGACGGGAAGUAGGCGUUUUCGUCAGUAUCGGUACCGGACGACGCCCCAGAGGCAGCGAUGCGAACUCGCAGAUGUGGUAUGAAGGAUUUCUCGGCGACUUCGCCGAGGCACGACGGAGGCUGAUCUCCAAGAUCGAGGGGUGCGAGAAGAUUCACGAGUACAUGGUCCGGGAACAUCUUUCGAAGCGUGGAGUCAACGUCGAGAACUACUACCGCCUGAACGUCGAGAUUGGUGUGGGCGAGUUUGGCAUGAACGAGUGGAACCGUCUGGGAGAUAUCAGCACGGGAACUCGGCGAUACAUGGCCAAAGAUGCCGAGCAGAAGAUGAUCCGAGGCGUCACGACCAAGCUGGCCAAGAUUUAUCGAGCCAAGAUGCGCUUCGAGCGAGCAGCCCGAGGAGUCCCUGAACUGGUCAAGUCAACCUCAACCACCUUUGAGUCUCCGCUCGCAGUUGAGCUCCCUGGUGACUUCCCAAUGACGGUGCCGCUGCCACACAGUCCACCCAGCCGGUCGUCGUUCGAGUCUGGAUCGGAUAGUCUCCAUAUCCACAACGGCUAUGCCUCCCCUCGCAGCUCCAAUGAGCGCAUCCGUCCCAGCACAGGGAACUCGGGGGGUUCUCCUCCUCCGGGCCAACGACCAAGGCCAUCGGCGCCAAGUGCAAGCGCCCCAUCACUCCAACACAAUGGCCCGGAUCACCUCACGGUGUCAGCUCCCACCCCAUCACAGUACUGGGACGGUUCAGGGUCUGACUUGAUAUCCAUCACGAGCCCAGAUGAGCAACCGCGGCCGUCCUCAUCAUCGAAGCAGGCAGGUCCGCCUCCGACACGAAUCGAGCCACCGCCGCUCCCACCCAAGACACCGCUCCCCGAGAGCCAGCAGGGAGGCAGACGGCCACCACCCGCCAUCACGCCUCCGUAUCCUCUGGACGACGAGGAGCCGCCGCCAGUGAACAUGGCCCGAAAGCCUGAUUACCGAGGCAGGAAAUGAACAAGGUCAUAAAAAUGUAGAAGGGCAUUAGGGAAUAGGGGGACUAGGUUUUUGUUUCACGAUUUGGUUCCCCGUCGCUAUGACAGUUCCAAGCUGGGGAUGA
Messenger RNA from Ilyonectria robusta, 2346 nucleotides. Its product is annotated as acyl transferase/acyl hydrolase/lysophospholipase. Gene Ontology annotation, biological process: arachidonate metabolic process. Bases 495 to 2243 code for a protein of 582 amino acids. NCBI's taxonomy places the organism in Eukaryota, Fungi, Ascomycota, Sordariomycetes, Hypocreales, Nectriaceae. Gene Ontology annotation, cellular component: membrane. The transcript is spliced from 2 exons. The record is from RefSeq and is a predicted model, not a curated record.